AUGGCGAAACUGAAUGUGGAGACUCGUUCAUACAAGGAGGCUGUCAUCCCGGCGCCACAGGACUCCCUGUAUAAAGGAGGGAAGUUCAAGAUCCAGAUACUUCUUCCCGAAAACUACCCACUUGGGCCUCCAAUCGUGCGCUUCAUCACGCCGAUCUACCACCUGAACGUGAGUCAGACUAGCGGCCAGGUGUGUCUCCGCUUCCUGGCUGAAGAUGAGUGGGUGGCAGGAGGAACCAUUGAACAGGUGCUGAACGCCUUGUUCUCUCUCCUCAUCCGCCCGGAAGAGGACAACGCCUUUGACCACGAUGUUCUCAACGAAUAUCACCACUACAAGACGCGGUAUGACAGCAACGCCCGGAAAAGUGCUGAAAAGGCCACAUAGAAGUAUAUACAAAUCACUCUAAAAAGAUCAAACAUUGAAGAUUGACAUUUAUGUACUUAUUAAUAGUGUUCCUGGCACUGAAGCUUAACGUAAUUCAGUACAAUGACCCCAUGUAACAAUUUUAUAAACAUUUUAUUCCUUGAAUGGGAUCGGGCGAUUUGAAAAAUGGAGCGUCUUUAAAGUUCACGUUGUUAUAGUGAAAAAAGGCUUGGGUGCCAUCUUCCAGAGUUACAACCGGCUCCGCAUUGAUGCGCGCCUGGAUGUCAUCCAUAAAGUUAAGUCGGUGUGGCCUAAGUCGCUCGGCAAGGCGAUAUUAAAUUUUCAAGUACUGUUGCCAUAGAGAUGAAAAUUCCAAUUUACGUCAACUUGACGUUGACAGCGCGUUAUGGGGAGAGUUAUUUCUUUUAAAAACAGAAUUAGUCUGCUGCCUAAGCUGCAAAUCUAACAGGGAGGGCUGAUGUAUCAUUUACCUUAAAUUGCAUUUGAAAUAAAACUCCUGCUUUGUUAUACGUCUUAGGGCACAUUUUAUUUAAGGCAUAUUUGUUGGCAUGUUUUACGUAUUAAGAAUAGUUCCAAAACCGACCUUGUGGAAAAAGGUGAAUUGAAAUAUCGCGCAGGCACGGGGAUGGUUGUAGUUAUUCCAGACGUCAAGAAUUGACUUUUAGGAUUCGAAUCAGCGGUUACAAACCGAAUUCUAUUUACACAACACCCGUCAGCGAUGCCCGAGUUUUGAGUCACUUUUUGUAUGACUAAAGAUGGUUAAAAUAGGUCUCUUGAAGAAGUUGGCGGUGUUAUAGUUAUAGAUGACAAGCAAGUUUAUUCCUAUUAUGCCUAGUCUAAGUCUUGGGCUGUAAAUUAUUAGUAUCAAUUUCUUUAUUUUCCUAUGUUUUUAAAGAACAACAAAACAUUGAUUUGUGGUAACAUUAGAUACGUAGCGUUUAAAGGAAUUUAUUAGGGUGCUAUAUUGACAUUGAAUGUUCAGUAAAAGAAAAUACAUGUGUAGACUUCCGUUGUUUCACAGAUUAUCAGGGCAAAAUGGACAACAUGAAGACGAAGAUGUGUCCUCACUCCUCCUGCUAUUUUUCGGCCAGGAGAGAGA
Branchiostoma belcheri (Belcher's lancelet) is the source of this 1483-nucleotide messenger RNA. RefSeq names its product ubiquitin-conjugating enzyme E2 K-like. The record is from RefSeq and is a predicted model, not a curated record. The transcript has 7 exons. Bases 1 to 384 code for a protein of 127 amino acids. Lineage: Eukaryota; Metazoa; Chordata; Leptocardii; Amphioxiformes; Branchiostomatidae.